AUGAAUAAAACAUCUGAACUUUAAUAGACAAUACAUAAUUAUUGUUUACAAUCAUAUUCUGCUGGAGAUUUUGCGGUAUUGAAUAUAUUUGACAUUUAUUAGAAGAAUCAAUAAAUUUUAGAGCUAUUGAGAAAAUUCAUAUUGGAUUGGAAUAAUUUGCCUAUAUUGAAAAGCCUUAUUGAAGUAGAUUGUAAGUAAGAGACUACCUUUGUAAUUUACUAAUUACUUCAGAAAGCAAUUGCUUCAGGUUGUAAAUUUGUUAAUGUUCUUCAAAAUUCAUAGAGAAAAUCAUAAAGUUAUGAAGAAUAUGAAAGGUAAAUAAAUUAUAAUUAUUUUAGCAAUGAAAGAUAACAUUUUACAACAAUUGUGACAACUCACUUGGAUAUUGUGAUAAAUUAUUUUACAAAAGGUUUGUAGCAUUAAAUUUAUGUUUAAAACACAGUUUUAUUUGCUCUUGCCUUUAUGUUAAGAAAAUAUUGGUCUGAAAUAAUUGGAACAGAGUAAUUAGUUGAAAAAUUAAUAAACACAUUUUUUUAUACUUAAAAUGUUUAAAUUUUAACUUUAGGAUGCAAAUUAUUUGAAAAUCUAUUGAGUUGUGUUCGAUAAUAUUAUUAUGCAACUGGAUAUUUAGAAUUUAGAAAAAUCAUGAUGGGAUUUCAAAGGUUGUUAUUUAUUAUUUUCUUUUAGAUAAUCUUUAUCUACAUUACUUGAAUAGACUCAUAAACUUGUUUAAAAUUAAUUGAAAAUUGGAACAUUUUUAUAAAUUUAUCAAUUAGAUAAAUCAUAUGCUGAUUCAUUAAUAUAAUUACUUAACUCAUUCUUGACAUUUAACUUCAAUCUAAGUUUUUAUGAAAUUGAUGUUGAUCAUGAUUCAAAAGAAAACUUUAUAAUUAAUGUAAUAACAUAAUUUAAUACUUUAUUUAGUUCCCUGAUUCUUAUUUUAAAAUUAUUAAUGAUGAAAAGUUGAAUCAGGAAUAUUUUAGAGCUAUUAUUGAUUUUUAUCCUUUAGAUUAAGCAAUAUCAAUUAGAAUUUUAAAUAUUAUCUAAAGAAUUUCAUCAGCAAGAUUGUCCUUAUUUUUUUAAAAGCACAAUUUUAAAAAGAUAUUAAGAAGAACAUUAUGGGAAGGAUUACUAUUUUUGUUAAAUAAUUAUGAAUUAUAUUUGAACAAUACUGAUUUUUCAAAUGAAGUUUGCUCUUUUGCAAUAAGAUUAGUAGUAAAUUACUUUUUGUUAUUUAUUAGUCUAAUUUUACAUUAAAAAAAUUACGAAAAUUUUAAGAUUUGUUUGAUUAAUGUGUAAAUUAAUUAAAUAAAAUAAAUCAAAUAAUCUUAAAUAAUCAAGGAAUAAAAUUAUCAUCUAACAGUGUUUUCAUCAAAUUAUAAGAAGUAUGGCAUCAAUUUUUAUUUUAAAUAAACAUAUACAGUUCUUAAUAUCUUUAAUAAUUUAAACUACUUUAAAAUUCUGUAAAUUUAAGUUUUAAGUUAUUAAUUCAUGCAUUUUAUAAUGGAAAUCCUUUUUCUGAAAUACCACCCAAUUAUCCUAUUAAGAAAAUUAAGAAAUUCUUAGAUAAAGGAUUUCAUUUAUGCAUAUAAGUUUAUUAAUAAAAUACAGUUGAAUGUAUAAAUGUGAUUUCAGACUUAUUAAACAAUCUACCCAUUAUUGUAUAUAAUAUUAAUUAUUUUAGCAAGUUUAAACAUUACAACCUUAAGAACAACUCAUUACUUUAUGUAAGAAUUUAUUGAAAUUAAGAAAAAUUUAGUUCUUUGUUGUGUCUAAUAUCUGCAUUAGUAUUAAGUCCAGCCUAGAUUGAAUAUCUAAGUGGAGGUGAAUCUUAAUUUUAAUAGGGUAAAAUUGAAGGACAUCCUUAAGCUCGUAUAUUAUUAUAAGCAAUACUUGAUUUGAUUGCAUUUACAAAUAAAAUAAAUAUUCCUGCUGAUGUAAUAAUUACAAUUAAGUUAAAAAUAGAAUUAUGUUUGCAAGUUGUACCACACUAGUAUUCUAAUAUUUAUUUAAACAUAUAUAUCUUAGACUAUAGAAAAUUUAUAUUUUGAUGAAAUUUAAAAAACAGUCAUAUCAUAAUCAUAAUUGUAAUUCAUUAUUUAUAUUAAUAGAUCAAUGAAUUUAGGAAAUGAUAACUAAGGACAAUAAAACUAUUUAAUAGUUAUUGAAAGUUGCUUAGAAAAAUGGUAAUUUUUAAGUAUAAUUAUAGUUUUUAAAUAUUUACAUUUCAUGAUCCAGAUUUAGUAGAAUUUAGCUUUAUUAUUUUAUAAUAUACAUAUGAAAAGUAUUUAUUGAUUUAAAUAUUUAGAUUAAAGAGAUAAUUGGAUAGAAGGUUCUUUAGAUAGAGUUCUAUCAGUAGUAUGUUGAAGUAAUUCUUUUUAUAGAUGGAUUUAACAUGUUUUAAUGAAGUUUAGUAUAUAAAGAAAAGAAAAUAAGUUUAUAAAUUGGUUUCUUUAGUUUGGGUUGAUGAUUAAUUAGAUGAUUAUGUUCCUGCAUUAGUUGAUAUUUACAAAUAAAUAAAAAAAUCUAUUAUUAAUGAAACUAAUAAAAUAAAUAUGCUUAAAUAUUUAUGGGAUAUGAUUGGAGUAGUAGAUGAAUUAGAAGUAGAUAGUAUAUAUAGAGUAUUCUUAAGAAUUGUGUAAUAUAUAUAUUAUAUAAAAUUAGAUUUCCUGAUUUAUCAUCUCUAUUAUCUACUGAUAACACUUAAAUAUUUGUAUAAGAUUAUGAUUCUUCUUUAGGAUUAACAGCACUCUUAUGUUCAAUAUUCAAAAAUAAGUAAUUAAAUAAAAAUACAAUUAGAAAUACAAGAUUAUCAAAUGAAAACAUUUAAAUUCUACUCUAUUAAAUAUAUGGCAAAGCUACAACAUUUUUUAUUACAUCUAUUGAUUAUUUAAUAUUGCAAGCUUAAACUAGUAUAUAAUAAGGUUAGCAAGUGAAAGAUGGAAUUUUGAAAAUGGCAGCUAAAUUGUUAAAAGUAAUGGGUUAGAUUUCAAGUUCUAAAUAAAUAAAUUAAGGGUUUUUUGUAAUAUAUUAAGAUUCAUCAUAUUUAAAUUUGUUCAAAAAGUAAUUGUAGCUUAUAAUUGCAUAUAAACCAUUAUUCCUAAACUUAAUAAAAUAUAAAAAGUAUUUGUUUGAAUGUUUGGAAGGGAUCUGUUCUGAACAUAGUGAGACAUUAGCAUAUAGAUGUGGAUCAGAUGUUUAUUUAGAUUUAUUAAUUAUAUCAGAUAGUACUUUAAAAGAGAUAUUGAAUUUUAAAUAACUUAAAGGUGAAGAAUAAAUUAAUGAAGAAGCACUAUAAAUAUCUUAAAUUGCUAGUAUUCUAUGCAAUGUUAUGCAAUUCUUAAUAUAAGAAGGAGUUAUUGGUGAAUAAAUGGAUACAGAAAUGAUUAAGAAGAAAACAUUAGAAGUUUAUACAACAGGCAAAUAAGUUUUAAUUUCCCUUUUUUCAUCAGCCUUUACAAUUAUUGUUGCAUUUCCUAAGAUUUUAAAAUUUUCAACACCAAAUUGUGAGAUUUUGUUUGCCAUUUCUUUAUUUAAUCCAAAUGAAGUAAAAUAUUAAAUUUAUAAUAGUUUUAAUAAUUACUUAUUUAAUUGAUUUAAGAAUAUAAAAAUACAAUUCAAUUGCAUCAAUAAACUUUGGAGUUUAUAACAUUAGGAUAUCAAGGUAAGCAAAUUAAAUAUAAUAGUUUUGAACAACUAUUUGAAUAGUACUACCAAAGAGUUAUUUACUAAAUAAAUUAAAUAAGCUUUAGAAUAAGUUUGUGUUUAAGAAGAAUUCUGA
Messenger RNA from Paramecium pentaurelia, 3781 nucleotides. Lineage: Eukaryota; Ciliophora; Oligohymenophorea; Peniculida; Parameciidae. The record is from the annotation of a GenBank genome assembly.